AUGUGGAUCAACACCCUAGCAGUUUCUUCUAAACGGGAGCUUAAAAGUGAGGAUAGUAAGAAGUGUCCCAGCGCAUCAACUGACUUCAACUAUAAACGGCAGCUGCAAUUCGUAGCCACACUUCUGCGGCUGAAUGUUGAUAAAUUACUGCUCAUACAGUUCCCGCUACAUUAUUACACGAUGGUGAAUCGGGCGAAACUCAUCAGCGUUUGCACGGUUACGUGGGCAGUGAUCACUGCCUUGGCUAUGGCUGUUUAUUAUUUUAUGGCUUUCAUUUCCGAACCGGUAGAAUUUUGUCACGUUUAA
Gongylonema pulchrum is the source of this 306-nucleotide messenger RNA. The record is from the annotation of a GenBank genome assembly. NCBI's taxonomy places the organism in Eukaryota, Metazoa, Nematoda, Chromadorea, Rhabditida, Gongylonematidae.